AUGGGGUUCGGCGAGGGCGUGGACGCAUUCGCCUCGGGUGCCGCGCUGUGCCUAGCCGUGGCCGUCACGCUGCUCAAGGAAUCGCUUCCGAAGCGGCCGCGCGGGCUUCGCUUCGUGGACUUCCGCCACCUCAAGGCGGUCGCGACCCUGGCCUGCGGUUGUUCAGCCGCGCUGUUGGUCUCUGGCCUCCUGACUGAUGCAGCCCCCCGCCCGCCGAGCUGGGAGGUGUCUGUCUUGCUGCUGUCCCUGCCGCUGCUUGGCGCCGCCGUCGAGAUCGCGCUCUGGCCGGAAGAGUCGAUGGAACCGUGGUGGGCGGCGCUCCCGCUCGUGUCAGCAACGGCAGUCGUCGCGGGCAGACGCGCCGUGGUGCUGGCGGCACAGGAGCACCGCCACGACCUCCCGAGCCCGGCACCGCUGGCGCUGAACGCAGCCUGCGCGACCGUCGCGCUCACCGGGCUCGCCGUCAUCGCCGUGGAGCUGUUCGCCACGCCGGCGCUUCCACAGGGCAACACCGAGCCGCUGCUGCCCGAGAACGAGGAAGGUCGCCAAGGCUGGCGCGCGUUCAAGCGUCCGAAGCGCACGAUACCGCUUCGCGUGCUCUUCGGCCGCGCGCUGCGCUUCGCCACCCCGCGCACCGCGUCCCUCCAGCUCGCCGCGCUCACCUCGCUGCUCCUGGUGGGCGUGUCGCGCGUCAUCAACGUCCUCCUGCCGCAGAUCUACGCGCACAUCGUCGACGCCGUCGCCGCGCUGUCCCACGGCGGCACGCCCCCCCCCUCGGCGCACCUGACCGCAAUAUUUCCCCCCUGGCAGCCGCUCGGCGCACUCGUCGCGGCGUACCUCGGGCUGCUGGCGCUGCAGGGCGGCGCGCUGUCCGGCACGGGCCUCAUCACGAACGCGCGGACCGUCCUGUGGCUGCCCAUCAACCAGGCCAGCACGCGGCUCGUGUGGCAGCACAUCCUCGACCAGUCGCUGGACCUGGACCUGGACUUCCACCUCGCGAAGAAGACCGGGGAGCUCCUGCGCACGAUGGAGCGCGGCGCCUCGUCCCUCCAGACCGUCCUCUCCGCGCUCGUGUUCAACCUGGGCCCCGCGAUGCUGGACCUGGUGGUCGGGUGCGCCUACAUGGCCGUGGCGCUCGACCGCUGGAUCGCGCUGAUCGCGUUCGCGACGCUCGCGUCGUACCUGCCGCUGACGGUCACGGUGACGGAGUGGCGCACCGCCAUCCGCCGGGAGAUGAACCAGCUCGACAACCAGCGCUCGGGGGUGGUGACCGAGUGUGUGCAGAGCUGGGAGACGGUGAAGCUGUUCACGGCCGAGGACCGCGAGCGGACGCGGUACUUCGACAUCCUGGGGAAGUUCCAGGCCGCGGAGCGCCGCAUGCAGUGGUCGCUGGCGGCGCUGAACGCCAUGCAGCUGGUGAUCGUGCUCUCCGGCGUCGCGUGCGGGCUCGUGCUGUGCGCGGACCGCGCGAUGCGCGGCGAGCUCACCGCGGGCGGGCUCGUCCUGUUUCUCACCCUCAUGGCACAAAUGUGCACGCCCCUGUCCUGGCUGGGGAGCUACUGGCGGAUGCUCGUGCGGAACCUGACGGACCUGGAGUCGCUCGUGACGUUCCUGGACGCGCGGCCGGGCGUGGCGGACGCCCCGGGCGCGCACCACCUCGUGCUGAAGAGCAACAGUUCGGUGGAGUUUGCCGACGUGUCGUUCGCGUACCGGCCGCGCGUCGCGGCAGGCGGGGCGCGGGCGGCGCCAAGCAGCACCGAGGCGGCGGCGGACGGCGCAGAGGCCGUCCCGACCGCGCUGCAGGGGGUGUCGUUCGUGAUCGACAGCGGGCAGAAGCUGGCGCUCGUCGGACACACGGGCGCGGGGAAGAGCAGCGUGCUGCGGCUCCUGUGCCGGUUCUACGACCCCACGCGCGGCGUGGUCAAGGUCGGGGGCACGGACGUGCGGUGCGUGACGCAGGCGUCGCUGCGCGCGCACAUCGGUGUGGUGCCGCAGGACACGGUGCUGUUCCACGCCUCCAUCCUGGAGAACAUCCGGUACGGGCGGCCGGACGCGACGGACGCCGAGUGCGUGGCGGCGGCGGAGGCGGCGGCGCUGCGGGCGCACGUGGAGUCGCGGCUGCCGGAGGGCUGGGCCACAGUGGUCGGGGAGCGGGGGCUGCGGCUGUCGGGCGGCGAGAAGCAGCGCGUGGCGUUCGCGCGCGCGGUGCUGAAGCGCGCCCGCGUGCUCGUGCUGGACGAGGCCACCAGCGCGCUGGACUCCGUGACCGAGCGACAGAUCCAGGACGCGCUGGAGGCGCUCGAGCCGCGGCCGACGCAGGUGGUGGUGGCGCACAGGCUGUCGACGGUAUCCAGCGCGGACACGAUCCUCGUGCUGGACCACGGGCGCGUGGUGCAGCGCGGGUCGCACGGCGAGCUGGUGGCGCAGGCGGGGAUCUACGGCGACAUGUGGGCGCGCCAGCUGCACGCGGGCACCAGCAGCGAAUGGGCCGAGGGACGACGGAGCGGCGGCGGCGGCGACAGCGACCGCACCGACGACUGA
Pedinophyceae sp. YPF-701 is the source of this 2541-nucleotide messenger RNA. The record is from the annotation of a GenBank genome assembly. Lineage: Eukaryota; Viridiplantae; Chlorophyta; Pedinophyceae.